Molecule: messenger RNA, 4542 nt
Organism: Ochlerotatus camptorhynchus
Lineage: Eukaryota; Metazoa; Arthropoda; Insecta; Diptera; Culicidae
Exons: 1
Coding region: 1-4542 (1513 amino acids)
Molecular function (GO): nucleic acid binding; zinc ion binding
Source: RefSeq, a predicted model, not a curated record
AUGCCGAACCCCCCGGAUCCUCCACGUAUGCCUGCAGAUAAAGAGGUUAGUUGUGUGGCGUGCAGCAAGUCCGAUUUGCCGGCCAACUUCGUGCAAUGCGACACCUGUGAUUGCUGGUGGCAUUUCGCAUGUGCCGACGUCGAUUCAUCGAUUAGCGAACGGGCAUGGAUAUGCACCAAGUGCGAAGCUGCCCCCAGCGUGUCGGCAAGAAGCAGCAAAUCCAACAAAAGCGGAUCGACUGUCGCUCACGAGCUCGAACGACUGAAGCGACAGCAAGACCUCGAGCGGCAACAGGCGGAUUUGAAGCUGCAGAUGAAAUUUUUAAAGCAGCAACAAAAACUGCUGGAUAAGGCCAGAGCGGCCGAGGAGACCCGGAGUCAGAAGAGCCAAGUAAGUAGUCAGGCACAUAAUCGGCGAGUGCGUCGAUGGGUAGAGGAGUCGUCCCGUGACGGUACGGAAGAAGGCGCGGUGGGCGGAAAUCCAGCACCAGCUGCCUCGCCAAUCGAUCACGGCGUUCAACCACAAGGUUCCAACACCGGUGACCCGAAUCAAACCCAGGGGAGAGCGAAAUCUCGCGAUCGGUCGCAGUCGCGUAACGAAGUGGCUGAAUUGCGAGCACAGUUGGAGCAAUGCAUGAAGCGGAUGGAAGAAGCUUUCCGUCAGCAGCCAGCGAACACGGUACCGCAAGCGCCACCGCUGUGGGUACCCGAACCGGGAAGGAUGACACGUGAUGAACACCGGGAUACAGGUGCUAUUCCUAAAACGUAUCCUAACCCGGAACAAGCAGGUAAGCGUCAGGCCCCUCUUCACGCUCAAAAUAAAGGCAAUCCUGGUUUAUUUGACAUAAGUCCUCCCACAACCAACCAAAACAACCACCCAUUUCCUCAGUUUGUGCCACCGCAAAGUACAAACCCACUCUCAAACAUUAACGAUCGCCUUCCUUACAUGAAUGGGUCCAACCGUCAAGUUUUCCCCCUACGAAAUCCCCCUAGAAAUCCCCCCGUGAAUGUGCAAUUGGGUCCCACGUCGCAGCAGCUUGUAGCCCGUCAGUCCUUAGCUAGGGAUCUUCCUACGUUCACCGGGGACCCAGCCGAAUGGCCUAUAUUUAUCUCCAGCUACAACUACACGACCGAAGCUUGCGGCUAUACGGAUGGCGAAAACAUGAUCCGGCUACAACGUUGCCUGAAGGGCAGUGCGCUCGAGAGUGUCAGGAGCAGACUUGUGAUACCUUCCACCGUUCCACAGGUCAUCGAGGCACUGCAGAUGCGCUACGGACGUCCGGAACUCCUGAUCAACGCUCUGCUCCAGAAAGUUCGAUCGAUUCCAGCACCAAGAUCGGAUCGAUUAGAGGGGCUCAUCCAUUAUGGGACCGCUAUACAGGCACUGUGCGAUCACAUCGAGGCGGCGAACGAACUCAGUCACCUGUCUAAUCCUACACUUCUGCAAGAACUGGUAGCUAAACUGCCAGCGGACCAGAAGAUGAUGUGGGCUGGGUAUAGACGAUGUUUUGCGGGCAUCGUAGACCUGAGAACGUUCUGUGCUUACAUGCAGCAAGUCGUCGAGGAUGCUACGAGUGUACUUUCGUUCGAGUCGGACGGGAACAGAUGUCACGGAAGAGAGCAGGGAAAGGAAAAAGCAAAGCAGAAGGGAUUCGUCAACCAACACGCGUCCACCGUCGAAGGGUCGUCGGAAGCAGCUGUACAGAAGCCGGCUGACAAGAUCGAAUGCGUGAACUGUAGUAAAUUUGGACAUCGUAUUCGAGAUUGUGGGGAGUUCAAAGCUCUCAGUAUCGACAAUCGUUGGCGGAAAAUUCGUUCGUUGGGCGUCUGCCAAAACUGCCUGUUUAGGCAUGGCAGGCGGUCAUGCCGAGUCAUUACACGCUGCGGCAUCGACGGGUGUCAGUAUAGGCACCAUCCUCUCCUACAUUCAACGCAAAGGUCAUCGAGUGCUGUCACGCAGGUAGCGGAUAAUCAUACUCAUCGUCUGCUUACUUCGAGUGUUCUCUUCAGGAUAGUUCCCGUGACUCUCUAUGGGAAUAGCGGCCAGGUAAAUACCUUUGCCUUUCUAGAUGAAGGGUCCUCAUUGACGUUGAUCGAAGGGGAGCUAGUGAACCAGCUUGGGAUAACCGGAAGACCACAACCUCUCUGCCUGCGAUGGACGGCAAACACCUCCCGUACGGAGAAAUCUUCACAGAGUGUUUCCAUUUCGAUCUCUGGUGAAGGUAAGGAACGGAAGUUCACUAUCGUUGGAGCGCGAACGGUCGAAUGCUUGAAUCUACCGACACAAAGCUUCCAUUUGGAGAAUGCAGCGGAGCGCUUCAAACAUUUGAAGCAUCUACCAUUGAAGAGCUACCAGGAUGCUACUCCUAGGAUUCUGAUAGGGCUCGAUAAUCUGCGGUUGGCCCUACCACUGAAGGUCAGAGAAGGAGAUGGAUCCGGACCUGUUGCAGCCAAAACCAGGCUUGGCUGGUGCGUUUACGGCCAGCAGCAGCAGCUGGAGCAGGAAUCGUACAGUUUUCACGUGUGCGAGUGUACGAAAAACGAAGAGCUCCAUGAAACGGUAAAGCAAUUCUUCGCCGUAGACGAAGUAGGAGCGGCCAACCCCAUUCUCUCGGCCGAGGAUCAACGAGCGCAGGAGCUACUGGAGCAAACGACCCGGCGAGUUGGAGACAGAUACGAAACCGGACUGCUGUGGCGGAAGGAUCACGUCGAGUUACCGGAAAGCUAUCCUAUGGCGCUGAGCCGAAUGAAAUGUUUGGAGCGUCGUAUGGAGCGAGAUUCAACACUGAAACAGAAAAUACAGCAGCAAGUUCGGGAUUACGUGAUCAAGGGCUACGCACACGUUGCGUCGGAUGCAGAACUGGAGAGAGCUGACCCAAGAAGGGUGUGGUACCUUCCGUUGGGAGCAGUAACGAACCCGAAGAAGCCCGAAAAGGUGCGCAUUAUCUGGGACGCUGCUGCCAAGGUGGACGGGUUGUCGUUGAACAGCCAUCUGUUGAAGGGACCCGACCAGUUGACCUUUCUUCCUGCUGUUCUAUUCCGCUUCCGGCAGUUCCACAUUGCGGUUAGCGCAGACAUCGCAGAGAUGUUCCAUCAGAUUUUGAUGAUAGCACGCGAUAAGCAGUCAUUAAGAUUCCUAUUUCGCUUCGAUCCCACACUGCCUCCCAUAGUCUACGUUAUGGACGUAGCUACAUUCGGAGCAACCUGCUCACCGGCUUCAGCGCAGUUCGUAAAGAACUUAAACGCCAAGGAGCACUCGCAGCAGUAUCCUCGUGCUGCUCAACGGAUAGUAGACAACCACUACGUUGACGACUAUCUCGACAGCUUCGGGGAUGUAGAAGAAGCCAAGCAGAUUGCUGCAGAAGUGCGCUUAGUUCAUCGCAACGGUGGCUUCGUUCUGAGGAACUGGAAUGCCAACAGCGAUGCAGUGCUGGAGUUCCUGGGAGAGCCAGGGAUCGAUAGAAACAAGAAUAUCAACCUGGUUGACAAGGAGCACACUGAGAGGGUUCUCGGAAUGCUGUGGAUGCCCGCAACCGACGAACUAUGCUUCUCAACGCAGAUGAACGAGGAAGUGCGCACGCUUAUCGAGACUUCCACUCGGCCUACAAAACGGCAAGUACUGCGCUGUGUGAUGACGUUGUUCGACCCGCUAGGAUUACUGGCGACGUUCCUCAUUCACGGAAAGGUUCUAAUUCAGGAGCUAUGGCGGACCGGAAUCAACUGGGAUGAGAAUAUCAAGGACGCUGAGCUGAAUCGCUGGCGGGAAUGGGUGCAAAUGAUCCAGUUUAUUUCAACGGUUCGUAUCCCGAGAUGCUACUUCGAAGCAGCGACGAGUUCCACCUAUGAGAAUGCACAGCUGCACGUUUUCGUUGACGCAAGCCCUGCGGCGUAUUGCUGCGUCGUGUAUCUACGCGUGAUGGAUUCUGAGGGUAACGGACAGUGUUCUUUAGUGGCAGCAAAGGCGAAGGUGGCUCCUCUGAAGCCAAUGUCCAUUCCCAGGCUUGAGCUACAAGGGUGCGUACUUGGAACACGGAUGUUGAAAUUUGUUCAGGAAAACCACACCAUCCCGAUCACGAAGCGCUAUCUGUGGACGGACAACACUACGGCGCUUUCUUGGAUCAGGUCGGAUCCACGCAACUACCGCCCCUUCGUUGCCCACAGAGUAGGAGAAAUUCUGGAGACUACCAGCGUAGAUGAAUGGAGAUACGUUCCAUCGUUGUCCAACCCGGCUGACGAGGGGACUAAGUGGGGCAAAGGACCGUAUUUCAGCACCGAUAGCCGCUGGUUUGCUGGACCACAGUUCCUGAGGUACCCGGAAGACGACUGGCCAACUCCACCAGAGUUAUCUUCCAUCGAGACUGAGGAGAUACGUCCUUCUGUUCUUUUCCAAUUUCCGUAUGAGCCAGUCAUUCAGUUUGAAAGGUUCCCGAAGUGGGAGAGGCUACAUCGCACGGUAGCUUAUGUGCUACGUUUCAUGAACAACAUCAACGCAAAAUGUGUGGCGAAUUGUAACAAGAGGAGCUCCAGGCAGCGGAAGCGGUGA